This is a messenger RNA of Saccharomyces eubayanus, 1017 nucleotides long. It is a transcript of the gene MYG1, whose product is annotated as Myg1p. Gene Ontology annotation, cellular component: nucleus; cytoplasm. Lineage: Eukaryota; Fungi; Ascomycota; Saccharomycetes; Saccharomycetales; Saccharomycetaceae. Bases 1 to 1017 code for a protein of 338 amino acids. The transcript has a single exon. The record is from RefSeq and is a predicted model, not a curated record.
AUGAAUAGCGUGAAAAGAGUUAAACUAGAUUCCAAGAUGGUUAAGCAGAUUUGCACACAUUCCGGAUCCUUUCACGCAGACGAGUCGUUGGCAGUGUACAUGUUGAGGCUAUUGCCCGAGUAUAAAGAUGCUAAGCUCGUCAGAUCAAGAAACCCUAAGGACUGGGAGGCUAGUGACAUCUUAGUAGACGUCGGUGCCCAGUACGACGGUGUGAAGUUCUUCGACCACCACCAGCGUGGGUUUUUUGAAACAUUCAAUGAGAACUACAAGACCAAGCUUUCAAGUGCCGGUUUGAUCUUCAAGCACUACGGCCGCGACAUCAUCAAGACUAUUUUAAACGGCAAAUCCAGCAGUGCUGACAUAGACUUGCUGUACGACAAGGUGUACAAGCAGUUUGUAGAGGCACUGGAUGCCAACGAUAACGGUAUCAACAAGUAUACCAUUCCUAAGGACUCCAGGUUAGAACCCAAUUUCAGGGACAACGCCAUCAGCAUCCCCGGAAUCGUUUCAGGAAUGAACCCUAACUGGAACGAGGAUUCCUCCGAUGAGUCCUUCGACAGAUGCUUUGCUCGUGCCAGCACGUUUAUCGGCGAGGUCUUCGUCACACUGGUGAAAGGCUACGGCGAAUCAUGGUUGCCAGCCAAGGCCCUUGUCGCGCAGGCGAUUGAGGAAAGAAUGGACGUUGACAAGAGUGGCAAGAUCAUUGUUUUGCCCCAGUUCUGCCCAUGGAAGGAACAUCUUUACGAGCUAGAAAGAGAGAAGAGCAUCGAAAAACAGAUCGAGUUUGUCCUGUUCACAGACUCCUCUGGUGCCUGGAGGAUCUCCACCGUGCCCAUCAACUCCACCUCUUUCCAAUUUAGAAGAGGCCUGCCAGAACCACUGAGAGGCCUCAGAGACGAAGAGUUGAGCUCCAAGAGUGGCGUCCCAGGAUGCAUCUUCAUCCACGCAGCGGGCUUCAUUGGCGGUGCCAAGACCAAGGAGGCCGUCUACGAGUUAGCUAAGAUGUCGCUAGCCUAA